This is a messenger RNA of Somion occarium, 3533 nucleotides long. NCBI's taxonomy places the organism in Eukaryota, Fungi, Basidiomycota, Agaricomycetes, Polyporales, Cerrenaceae. The record is from the annotation of a GenBank genome assembly.
ACCUUUCCGCCACCAUUCUUUGUUCUCAUAUUCAAUCUCGUGCAGCAUGGCGAAGAAGAAGAAAGUAGGGGAAGAGGAGCAAUUUCACGUCGAGGUGAUCACAAAGGCAAGGGUGAACAAGAGUAAAUGGGAGUACUACGUCAAGUGGGCAGGUUACGAUUCAGAGGACAAUAGUUGGGAACCGGAGUCAAACGUGGAGACUUGUGAUCGUCUCUUGAAGAGCUUUUGGCGCAACUUCCCUCCAGAUGACGAGGAUUACCCAUCAGGAACUAUACUUGAAGCGAAACCUGAAUGGAUUGAACAAGAGAAGAAGUAUUUCGCGAAGAAUUUUGAAGGAACUCUGAAACAAGAGAAGGAAGAGGAAGAGGAGCCGAAACAGACAAAGAAAAGCAGGGGAAGGAAGGCUGUCAAACGAGAAGCUUCGACAUCGUCACUGAGAGUGGGAAGUUCCAAGAAGAUCAAGAAGGAGAUACCACCUUCGUCUCCUCAAAGCUCUGAAGAUGAAAGUAUAUCAAGCCACCCGCACCGGAAAAGACUUCGCAAACCAUCACCCGAGUACGCUUCGGAUAGCUCAGAUGACAAGCCUCUGAAGAAGAUUCCAAGGAUUCAUUCCUCCAAGAGUGGUUCAACGGUAUCAUCUUCUUCAAAGGGCAAAGAACGAGCGCAACCCACUCCGCCUCCGACAGGAGGGAAGGCUACACCACCAGUCCAGAUCCAGAAAGUUAGACUACCAGCCACCGCACCGAAGUCUGCGCCCCCAGUUCAGAAAGUCGACAUUUUUAAGGGUAACGAGCGUGCUCAACCAGCACCUCCGGCGAAGAAACCUCCCGCGCCGCAAGCAUCGAAUGAACGUGCAUCCAGUCCAUCUUCCCUCUUUUCAGCACCUUCAACUCCCAACAUAUCUGCCAACAAAACCUUGCCGUCGGCCCCUGAGCCAAUUCGCCCCAAACCAGCAGAACCGCCCACCAAACCUCUUCCGUCUCACAGGGCCCCCGGGAGAAUCAAGUUGAUGGAUUUCUCUGAGCAGAAUACGUCGAGUGGAAGUACCAUACCCACCAAACUAAGAAUCGCUAGAGGUGCUUCUGGCUCCGGACCAAAACCUGCUCAAGCUGCUAAAGCCGUCAAUCAAACAACCAAUAAACCUAGCCUUGAAGAUAUCAUACCCAAGAAGCCGUCUCUAAGUUUGCUUAAUUUCAAGAGGAAACCGAAAGGUGCAGAAGAUGGUAAAAGUCCCACAUCCCCACAGGUCGCUUCCGCUACAUCUUCAACUGGAGGGUUUGACUUUGGCCAGAGGAGUGCAGGUCAAUCAAGCAAAUUUUCCGACGUUGGCUCUCUUGUUCGUUCUCCUGCGUCAAUGCACGAUGAUUUGCCUGGCGAUCAGUUGAACGACAUCAAUUAUUUGUUCGAGGAGCCACCACCUCCAUCGGCAGCACCAGUCGAACGUCCAAAGGAUCCUAGACGACAACUUCCACGUCGCACUUCAAUGCAGAAGCAGGACCUGAUGGUCGAAGCGGAUCUUCUUCUAUCCACAAUGAUGCCCCCAGCGUUAGCUGCUCCUAUGCAUGAACCUACUGGACAGGAGGAGCUCACUUCACCAGUUGCAGGCCCAUCCGGAUUCACGGCGUCUCGUAUUGUACAACAACAGUCCAUGUCCAGAAUACCAAAGAAAUGGAAGUGGACCGGCGAGCUCUAUAUGGAUACCGGUCACGAUAUGGCAACGAAGCUUUGUAGUAUCACCUUGUCAGAUCCUACCGAACCCAAGCCUCAGGGCUUGCGUCUGAAUAUCUGCCUCUCAACGGCGGAUUCAAUUCGAUUCAAGAAGUUGCACGACGCACCAGAUUUGCCGACAAUGCUUCAAGCGAGCGAACCUGUUCAACAAUUCUGUAGGGUCACACACAAAGAAGCCGAGGACCUCAAUGCUUUGAAGACUCUUCAGACCUACAUGACCAAGAAGCGAAUGUUCACAUAUGCUCACGUGUAUCUUGACCACAAUCCCGUCGCUCUAUUGGUUGUAUUUCCUUCCACACAUACCGACAUUUGUAACCUCCUCAAGGUCCCACUGUAUCUCGCCCAUGACGGUGCCUUGAUAGCGGCCCUUAUCCCUUGGACUCUUGCCUCUGAACAGUACCAGAAGAACCGCUGGACAAAGAGUCGAUCACUCAUAUCCGCCACUGAACAUGGUUUAGAUCCCGGGUUCACAGAACUUUUCAAGACAACCGGCAAACAGCUGAUUCUCACUCAUCCUUCACUACAACGUGGUCUUCGUAUCCAUAAGUUCCCGAAGAAGCUCUUUGACAGUUUGACCAAGAAGCCUUAUUGCGUAUGGUUCUCGCCGACAGACGGACCCAUGAACAGUCCAGGCUUCGAAACUGCUUCCUUGAAAGCUGUCCUGAAAGCUUGUGGCGCGUUCGAUGUCGGAUACAAGAAGGAUGUCAAGGCUAUCUUCGUCCAUGUCGGCGCUCUCAACACUAUGCACAAGGUGCCAUCUAUCGCGAACCGACGUGCUAAAAUACCUGAUCUCCGAUUUUUCACUUACGGAACGCACGAGACUGUGCCCCCUGAGCGAUGGGGAGUGCGUGAAGUGUAUCCCAUAGGCGGUUGCGUAACUUUUACACCUUCUGCAUUCCUCGAGGAUCCUAUAGGAGUCUACCAGUUGAUCAAAAAAUUCGAUGAACAUCCAUUCUGGGCAGUUUUCCUUCCGCCGAAUGUGGUCGGCGUCAUUGCGAAAAUGGUUUGUAAUGGGAUAGAUCCUGUGUCGGUGUUUGAUAGUGAUAGCUUCGUCUUCACGCCUCUUUUGAAAUCAAUUAAAGAGGGUGAAGUUUCUCUGCUAACGGCGCCGCCUUUGCAACGAUACCCCAAAGAAUCUCUCUCAGUAGAGCGCAGGUGGGAUGAUCCGGCGAUGACUUGGAUAGUGGCACAAUUUCACCAGAUGUCAAUGACGCCUCGGGACUUGUUGGAUUCAUGCAUGCGGUCGUUGCAGGAGAAACAUGCUAAUGCAGAUGACAAGACGUUGGUUGCUACAAUCGGAAGAGAAGCCCUGGAGGAAAUGAGACAAAUGCAAUUCCAGCCGGUUCUCAUGGAUUCCUAUCGACGGUUUGUGGUUAUCAAGGCUAGGAAGGAAACAGAUCUCAACGAUCGUAACGAUACUCUGGAGUGUACUUCACUAGGGGAAUUCAAGUUUAGAGAUGAAGCUUUCGAUCUUCCUAAGAAGUGAUCGAAUGUAGCAGGUUAUUAGGGCUCCUACCUCUCCCGUAUCUAUUUGUACUUUCCUUUGGUAUCCUGUUGUUUUCUUUGCUUGACUUGUUGUUUCUCAUGUAUUCACAUAUAUCCUAGACAGAAAGGGUUAAUUCCGGAGAGUCUCAGAGGGUACAACGGUGGUCACCUAGGAUUCCAAGUUGAGGUUUGUGAGAGAUGUGCGGUCUCAAACUUUCGCUGAAGCUGUGAAAGGGAUGAUAAUCGUAGAACUCAGUAAAGAGGGGAUUUCUUAAAGUUUUUUUAGCUCAUCUGGGCUCAAAUCAGAGUGGUUAUAAGUA